GAACUUCGAUGUUGUGAAUUGCAUGUUUGUUUAUUUACUGCUUUACGUGUAGAGAGUAGAGUGAGGGAUCUGGGAACAUGUGGUACAUUAUUAGCUGAAGUUAAUAGUAUUGUGUUGUAUCGGUGGAAAUAAUCUACACACAUUUGACUCCAUGUAGGAUGCAUGAGAGAAUAACUUUUGGCAAGCAUUACCCCGGUUUUUACGUGAUCUUUUAGUACGAAGACGAGAGCCCCCAUCCCUAAGCAUUUUCAAGAUGCAGGUGGUUCGCCAAGUGUGUUCUAACAAACUCAGAACUUUUGCUUACCAAUCAACAGCAAGGAGCCUAUGUGUGUCUUGUGGGGCAAUGAACAAAUACGCGGCACGGGAAGGACGAUUCUUGGCAAAGGUCAUGAAAUCAGGUCCUAAGAAGAAGAAAUACUGGAGUUCCUUUGAAGACAACUCUGUCCCUUCUGCUACACAGAUGGCAAGUGCAAUUGGAGGGAAAAGUGCAAAACGUGUGGCUGUUUUAAAUAAAUUAUUUAUGAAAAAUAUAACAGGCUUGAUGGCAACAGGAGAAGUAGCUGCAGAAAUUCUUGGGAAAGGAAUUGAAAUCUCAAAGGUGAAAGUGGCAUCUGACUUUAAUCUGGUAAAUGUAUACUGGUGUGCAAAGGGAGAUGGAUGUGAUGAAGACAUUGAAAAAACACUGCAGUCAGUGGCGGGACAGCUUCGACAUGAGCUUUCUCAGCUUAGAGUGAUGGGUGUUGUGCCCAGGAUACAGUUUGUUAAAGAUAAACAUUACUCAAAAACAGCUGAAGUUGAACGUCUGUUGCAAACUGCAGAUUUUGGUGAAGAUUAUGUUCCUUCUACCGAUGGUUCUUCGAUCCGAUCAGAAUUUACAGAAGAAUACACACUAAAUCAAAGGAAAGAGGAGAAAAAGGAUUGUAAAGAUGAUUUGUUAAAUGAAGUGGAAUAUGAUGAUGAUGACCUGGACUUACCAGUCAUGAGAAUGGAUGUGUUGGGUGUUGAUCAUAGUGCAAUAAUGAAAAAGAUAGUGAGGUCAAUGAAAAAAGCAAAAGCAUCUCAUAGAUUUGAGUGUCCUGAAAAGCCAUUGGGCACUCUUUCAGAAAGUGAUACAGAUCAAAAUAUUGCAUAUCUAACUCCAAAGCAACAAAGAUUGGAAUUAAGUAAAUUUCUAACACAACGGAAGAAUCUUAAAAACAAGACUCGCACAAGGUCCAAUGUGGAUUUGGACAUGUUGGAUGAGGAUAACGUCACUCACAACAGUUCCUUCAGUCAGUUUUUGGAUGAUGAUAAAGAGGAACAAGAUUUUAUUGAGUAUGAUGAUUCUUAUUUAAGAAGACACUGAAUUGUAAGUGCUCAAAAGAUGUUGCUCCAUGUACAAGGAAUAAUAAUCAAAUAAAAUUAAUGUCUUAAAAGUUAUUGGGCUGUUGAAAAUUGAUAUUUUCAGUGUGGUGCUGUAAUAGCAAUCUUACAGUGAAUGCUGUACUUAUAUUUAAUUUGACGUCUAUGUUGUAUACCUAGCUGUUAUUGGCAUGACGUAGCUUAGUGAGUGGUGCAUAUGGCAGCAGGUUCUUGGCAAAGUUUAAUAUGUGGUUGAUGAAUUGUGUAUAUAAGCAACAGCUGUUAUAGUUAACAAAUAUUGUAACGAUGUUGCCUUUAGUGAAAGCAUAAAACAAUCAUUUCCAGUGUAA
Schistocerca americana (American grasshopper) is the source of this 1691-nucleotide messenger RNA. RefSeq names its product putative ribosome-binding factor A, mitochondrial. Gene Ontology annotation, biological process: rRNA processing. The record is from RefSeq and is a predicted model, not a curated record. Lineage: Eukaryota; Metazoa; Arthropoda; Insecta; Orthoptera; Acrididae. The transcript is spliced from 6 exons. Bases 254 to 1345 code for a protein of 363 amino acids.